AUGCUCAUCUUCAACGCCCUCCUCUGCAUCGCCGUCAUCGGGUGCGGCGGCAAGAAGAAGGAACCGACGCUACCCUCGAAAUCGCCGGGCAAGAAGACGAUCGUCGGCGCGAAGACACCCACAACACCGACAUCCCCGGGCGCCGCCGCCGCCGCUGCCGCUGCAGCUGCCGCCGCCCCGCCCGCCAAGUCGCCCGAGAAGCCCGAGGAGCCGAAGAAGGAGGAGGAGAAAAAGGAGGAAGAAAAGAAGGAAGAGAAGGAGGAGAAGAAGGAAGAGAAAGAAGAGAAGAAGGAGGAGAAAGAGGAGAAGAAGGAGGACGACAAGAAGGAGGAGAAGAAGGACGACAAGAAGAAGGAUGAGAAGAAGAAGGAGGGCAGCAAGAAGGACGGCGAUAAGAAGAAGGCGGAUAACAAGGAAGUCAAGGCGCAAGCGACGCUGAGGCCGGCGGUGCCGUCGGAUAAGAAGGACGCGCCGGGCGGUGGGCUUGUCGAAAACCCGAUCGUCUCGGCGGUCACCGAGGUCCGGCCGACGGUGCUCGAGGUGUUGAAGCCGGAAGAGAAGAAGGAGGAGGAGAAGAAGCCCGACGACAAGAAGGAGGGCAGCAAGAAGAAGGAGACGAGCAAGAAGGAUGACAAGAAGAAGGAAACCAGCAAGAAGGACGACAAAAAGAAGGAGACGAGCAAGAAAGAUGAUAAGAAGAAGGAGACGAGCAAGAAGGACGACAAGAAGAAGGAGGCCAGCAAGAAGGACGAGAAAAAGGACGAAAAGAAGGAGGAAAAGAAGGAUGAUAAGAAGGAUGAUAAGAAGGAAGAGCCGAAGAGCGACGACAAGAAAGACGACAAGAAGGAGGAGGAGAAGAAAGAUGAGAAGAAGCCCGACGAGAAGAAGGAGGGCGACAAAAAGGAGGACAAGGAGGAGCCGAAGAGCGACGACAAGAAGAAGGAGGAGGAGCCGAAGAAGGAGGAGGAGAAGAAGGAGGGUGACAAGAAGGAUGAGAAAGACGAGAAGAAGGACGAGAAAAAGGAAGAGGAAAAGAAGGAGGAGAAGAAGGAG
Mesorhabditis spiculigera is the source of this 1053-nucleotide messenger RNA. The record is from the annotation of a GenBank genome assembly. Lineage: Eukaryota; Metazoa; Nematoda; Chromadorea; Rhabditida; Rhabditidae.